Exophiala spinifera is the source of this 1347-nucleotide messenger RNA. RefSeq lists its product as uncharacterized. The transcript has 2 exons. NCBI's taxonomy places the organism in Eukaryota, Fungi, Ascomycota, Eurotiomycetes, Chaetothyriales, Herpotrichiellaceae. Gene Ontology annotation, molecular function: DNA-binding transcription activator activity, RNA polymerase II-specific; zinc ion binding. The coding region runs from base 1 to 1347 and encodes 448 amino acids. The record is from RefSeq and is a predicted model, not a curated record. Gene Ontology annotation, biological process: regulation of transcription by RNA polymerase II.
AUGCACGCAAUACCACAGACCGAGCCUGCCGUGCUCCCUGCUUCGACUGGCCCCAGUUUGGGUCCUGCGCCAGGACCACACAUCAUCCAGCCCAGGCGUAAGAUUCAGACUCACCGAAAAUCUCGCAAAGGCUGCCGCAACUGCAAAAUACGGAAGGUCAAGUGUGAUGAGACCAGGCCGAGAUGUGACAAAUGCGACAAGUACGGCAUUCUAUGCAACUACGACUUAAGCAAUGCAGACCUUCAACUCUCCAAGUCCGGUGCUUCGGCGAUUGAUAUUACCGUCCUGGACUUCUCUCGCGCAUCGACUUCGAGCAUUGAGACUCAUCUCACCAAUGGGGAGGAGAGAAAUACGUCCCCGCAGUCGUUGAAAUCAGAGGCUGAAUGCUAUCAUCCCACCGUAGAUGACCUUGAAACUCUCGGUCGCUUCUUCUCGAGGACAAUUCGUACUCUAGGCGCACAUAAAUAUGCGACACUCUACCAUGACGUUUACACCAGGUUGACGGAAUCGAAUCGUUUCUUAUUCCACAUUGUUCUCGCCCUGACGUUGGUACACGACUCUGUCCUCGAACAAUCCUCGUCACCUUCUGGUUUCCAAGCAAUCGCUCAGCACUGGUCGCUUGGAGCUUCGUUAUUAAACCAAGCCAUAUCCCUACCAAGUUCACAAUUGACCUCAUCGACACGAGACGCCAUGUGGGCUUGUGCAGGGCUGCUGGGGUGUCUAGCUUUCAGCGUUGUCGACUCAGAGUCUGUGGAAGAGUCGUGGCCGCUGAAACCACCGGAUCCAAGCGACCUGGGAUGGCUCGGGUUUUGCGAGGGCAAGACGGCCAUCUUCAAAGUCUCCGAUCCAUUGCGAGAAGACAGUCUGUUUGCUCCAAUGAGAGAGGAAAUGGCCCUGUUCAUGAGUCUGACGCCAGAUCUUUCUUUGCCGGAGUUACAGGAGGCCCUUCCAACCGAACUGAUCGAUCUCUGUGGUCUUGAUGUGGAUGGGGACUCAGUCCCGAGGGCAUCUUCAAAUCCGUGCCUUGCUCCUGCAUCGGUGAUGGCGCAGUUGACACGGUAUGAAUGCACGCAAGAAAACUAUGUCCUAUUCCUGGCAUUCUUCAGGACGAUGAAAGGAGAUUUCAAGCAACUGCUCAUUGAGCGACAUCCUGCCGCUUUGGCUCUGCUGCUCAUCUGGUACACCAAGGUUCUCCCUUUUGGCGCAUGGUGGCUGAGGAAAAGGACGAGGCUGGAGUGCGGUGCUAUAUGCGCGUACUUAACACGAGUUCACAGAGACGAUGAGAGAGUGAUGAAGCUGGUAGGUCAAGUCAAAGAGAAGGAUCGCGACCAAAACUUGGGUGAUUGA